Schistosoma turkestanicum is the source of this 5291-nucleotide messenger RNA. NCBI's taxonomy places the organism in Eukaryota, Metazoa, Platyhelminthes, Trematoda, Strigeidida, Schistosomatidae. The record is from the annotation of a GenBank genome assembly.
AUGAGUCAGGGUCUAGGAACUCCAGUGGCUUUGGAAACGUUUUGCAAAGUAUUAGAAACACUGAGUGAACGACCAGUAAAUGGAAUUGUAAUGUUGAAUUGGUCUCGUUCGGACAUAUUAUCUCUGGUGUUGAACGUAAUGUCACUUCUUUUUAUUUCAUCUUCGGUUGCUUCACGCCAAUAUUCUUCAAGUUACUCAUGGUUGUCGAUUGCUGGGGAUUUUGUAUUUGUUCUACUAACAAGUUGCCUUUUAUUCUUAACGUUCUUUAUACGGUAUAAAAGGAUAAAUUCAUCUUCUACAAAAUUCAAGACAUUCCUAAAGACCUCUGUUACUUACCUUAAAAAUAUGGAUCCAAAUACUCUUUCUUAUUCGUCAUGUUUAGAUGGAUUCGCUAGCCAGAUGGUUGGUCUGGAUACUCACCUUACUAUCCGGGAUGGGAAAAUAGUAAUUUUGCCCGCUGUUUUACUUGUCCCAGGUGACGUCAUCAUAAUUAAACCAGGUCAGACUAUCUUUGCUUUCUGCAAACAAAUAAGCGAGGAAAAGAGUGGCAUUUACUUUCCAGGUGAUAUUUUUGUUCCACGCAAAUUCAGUUGUAGCUUGAAUCCUACCUCGCUUGCAUCCGUUCAAAAAUCAGAUGAGUCUAUAUUAGCUGUUGUCAUGCGUUCUCCCUUGGCUUCUUACAUCGAAAUUGCGUGUAAUUCAAAUGAUGAAAAUGGUCGUACAUUUCAACCGCUUGCUCAUAAAGUUUUGCACACUGCAGUUUGGAUUUCUUUGAUAAUCAAGUAUUCUAUCACUUUCAUUUUCCUAAUUUCAAUAUUUCUCGCUGCACUUCCUAUUGGCGAUCACAGCCAUCAGUUUUAUCGUUUACUAGUCUGGUUUACCCAUACUCUUGGUGUAGUUGUUUCUCCGUUAAGCUUUCCACUGUAUUUCAUAUGGAUGGUUGCUACUUCUGUUGUCACACUUCGUUUCCAGCAUGUCCUUUCUGAAACACAGGAUCAUUUUAAAUUUACUGGUAGUGAUGACUUCAAUUAUCCCUCGCUUGUAUCUCGUCGACCUAACGCUUCUGAACUUCGCAGGUCAAUUACGUUAACGUUAUACUCGCUCAUCUCCAAUCUUCGUUCCUUUGGGUUUAUGUUUUACUUUCAGACUAAUGUAGAUUCGGAAAAUAUUUUACUUACUUUGGGGACACUAAGUUCCGUCUGUUGUAUCAACCAAGAAGGUGUUAUAAGCCAGUCGUUACCAACCCCAGAGAAAAUGUUUUUCUUCCACAAACGCCACCACAAUCAUCACCACCAAGGGAAUCCUAAUGCAAACAAGUCUCAAAAUGUUGUCUGUAAAUCAAGCUCAAGAAUAGAAGAACGUUUAGACCAUCAGAAAUCCGAAUCAGGUCAGCUGAACACAUCAGUAUUUCUUCACACAAUAGAACAAUGUACCAAACUGGAUCAACGAGAAUCUUUCAAAACUCAAAGUUCUACCCUAAGCCGGGUACCUACUAACAGUGAUCCUAAUGAGACACAUGCUUUUCAACGAAGUGUAAUGUUUCCACUGGACAGUUGUAUUGCACCGGUGGUUUUAGAUUUACGAACCGAUUUCUGUUAUCCUUUCUUAUCGUGUUUCGAGAAGCCACGUUGGGACCGUUUUCUUUCAUCUCUUAAACCGAUCGGUCUGUCAAUUCUAAUCAAUAAUUGCCACUGUUCUAUUGGGAAACAGCGAAUCAGCUUUUUUGAAAGAGUAAAUGCAACUCAAAAGUAUUUCAAUUCAUCAUCGUGUAUUACUGCACUACCACUUACUUUCUGUCUGUGUGGUCUUGCUGGUCAGAUAGGAUUUCGUGAUGGAGCUUUGAAUGGUUUUGUUACUCAUGGAUGCUUGGGUGCUUAUUCCGUAUGCUCACCUGCAUAUUCUUCUAACUCUAACGUUGAUGAUGUGAACAACAAAUUACUUUCAGAAGAAAUCCUUUCAACGAAAGAAAAUACAAAUAACGAUCGAACUCAUUUGGCAUAUUGCUUUAGCUCUGUCUUCUCAGACCCAAACAUGCAGGGCGGUUAUCAGCUGUUGUCUCAAGGUACUGGUGAAAUUCUUGCUAGUUUGUGUUCUGAUGUUUGGGAUGGGCGGGACAUCGUACCACUAUCAGAGAGAGAACGUGAACUAAUCUUGGGAUUUCACAAUCGGCAUCUGUCAUCUGCAUACUGUAUUGGAUUCGCUUAUUCUCCGUUGGUUGAUAAAAUUGAGGAAUCUUACAAACUGUUGUUGGGUAAUCUUUCCAGUUCGUCAGAUAUCUUCGUGCUUCGUUUACCAGUACUUGAUGAUAGUUCACCAGCAAUACAGCGAAAGGUAUUGAAACACGUAGUUUGUAGUCGUUCGUUUUCAAAUCGUUCUCCACUACUACAUGUCAUGGACAACAACAGUACCAACAACAGCAGUACCAAUAAUAACAGGAUUUCUCAUUAUAGUGAUAUUUCUAUAGAAUCCGGAGAUAAUUCGAAAUUCAAAAGAGUACCACGUGGUUGUCGACUAAAUUUUAUAAAGAAUAUGAAAGGCUUCAGUUUUCAUUCAUUCUCUAAAUUUUUGCGGCAAACCGAUCGACAAAAACACGGGUGUAAUAAGGAGAAAGAAAGGUAUUCAAAUGAUAAACUUCUUAAACGUUUACUGAAUAAGAGAAGUGAUAGGUUCUCUAAAAAACGUGGAAUUGGUCCUCAUCGAGUCAGUAAUGAUUUUGGUGAAUAUGAUACUAACUGUUUGGUUUUGAAUGAAUUUCCAAAUGCGAAUUGUGUUUCAGAAACUGUUAAUCAUCGCGAAAGUAAUAAUGACAACUUGGAUCGUGAUGAAAAGACUAAUGUACUUAUUGAUCAGAAAGAAGUGGAAAAUUUAUUGAGUAAUCAAAUAUUUUUAGGUUUGGUAAGUAUGCAAUAUCAAGCAAAUCCUCAAGUUGUGAAGUCCAUCAAACAACUUCACCAAGCUUGUAUACGAUUCGUGCAUUUUUCUCGAGAAAAUGAACUUCGAAGUAGAGUGUUUGCUGAACGUUUGGGCUUAGAAUGCGGUUGGAAUUGUCAUAUAUCGCUUAAAAGUCCUAAUUCUGUCAAUAAUCGCAAAUCCGUUGAUCUGCCUGAGGAAUUACGUAAAAGUAAUAAAUUUUCCGUUGGUACUAAUUUGUUCGUCACUGAAGAAAAAUACUUUGUUGGUCCUCAUCAGACUAAACGAUGGUCAAGUUCUCCGGCACUAACAACGUCUUAUCCUUCAGUCCUUCAAUCUGAUCCAUCGCCUAAGUAUUUCUUAGAAACCUAUUGCAAAUCACUCCCUUUACGUCCGAAUUUCCAACAAAUAGACUCUAGUUUUCAAUCUUCAUGCUCUCCUGAUCAUAAUAACAGUAAUUUCACUCAUGCUAUAUCUACCAGUUACCUGCAGCAAAUUCGUUCAAAUGAAAUUGGUGCAAAAGAAUCAUUUGGUCUUUAUCACUUGUCCUCAUCAACUACUUCAGCUAGUUCUGUAUCACUCUCGGUAGAUGAACAAAGUGAUAAUUCUGAAGAAAUAAAAAUCUCCGAAUUAUUAGUCGGAAACAAGUCCCGACUUCCAUGUGGAAUCGAUAGCAUACGCCCACAUUUAGAAAAUGUCGAUAACGUCCCAUUACAAGUAUCGCUGUUUACUGAUUGUACCCCCAAAGCCAUAAAUGAAAUGAUUAAAAUAUUGAAAGAGUAUGGCGACACUGUUUGCUUAAUUGGAAGUUGCUAUUCAUUGACUAAUUAUGCCUUGUUUCAACAAAGUGAUGUAGCCAUUGCUGUGAGACCUAUUCUGCCUCAUUCAAAUUGUCAAUUUGCUAAUACUAAAUUAAAUGUUUCGAAUCAGUCUAUUGAUCUACCAACAAGUGAUUUCCAGUCAGAAGAAUUUAGUUGUUCUAAAAGUAAAUUAACUUCUACUCAUCAAAAAAAUGAUACUACUAAUGUCAAUACAUUUGACAUUGCUGCACAUCUUAUACACUUAGUUACACCUUGUCUAUUGGAUAUAGAGAAACGAGGAUUUCAUGUCUACGAUCUUAUUGUCGAAGCUCACGCCGGUGUUAAUAACCUCUAUCAUUGUUUGGUAUUCAGUUCAACAACUCCAUUAGCAGUUGGUUUGCUACAAUUACUGUUAUUAAUAAUUGGAUUACCUACACGACCUGUUAUUUUGCUAGAUAUGCGGUCAAAUCUUCAACAAGGUCAAUUAAUUUGGUUGCCUGUGGAACCAUUUCGAUCAGUUAUUUUUGGUUCAAGUGAAAUUUUUAAUAAUUUAAGCAAAUCUGAUCAGCACACCAACUUUAAUUUGUUAAAUUAUAGUUCGGAUUGGAAUUUCGAACCAAGUUUUAGUAUUGGUCAGUUAUUCUGGCUACUUUUCAUCGUCAUUCCGGCCUUAUCGUUAUCUUUGAUCGAUAGGCAAGUUGAACGAAAUCAACCGUUACGUGAACCACCGAUUAAACGUAAUAAACUGUUUACUAGAAAGAGAUGCGUACGCUUUACUUUAGUGACUUGUUCUCGUUUCAUACCGUCACUAUUAAUUUGUGUAUUCUGUGAAGUUGGCCAUUUUGUUUGGACUCAGCAGCUUGGAGAUUGUCAUCAAUCAUUUCGCAAUAUUUAUGAAAAUAAGUUUAUUGAAACAAGUUCCCUGAAUAACACUCCUAAUGUAUAUAAUAAAACGUUAUCAUCCUCAUCUUAUGCUCUUCAAGAAUUAUGUCUAUCUAAAUUGUCUAUAUUAAUAUACAAUCUAAAGGAUUUAAUUUUCUACCAGUUAAUCAUGUACUUAAUUGUUAUAUCAUUUUCUUAUGCCAAUUACGGUCAAAGAGUAUGGGAAUUUCGAUUUUCGACAAAUCCUUCUUGGUGUAUAGUUUCUAGUCUUAUAUUCAUUUUGCAUUCAGUUUAUGUGAUCAUUCGUUUGUGUGUCGUUGAUUCCUCUAUAAAAUUAACAGGUUGGCACAUUUUAUCUCCAAUCAUAUCUGCAUUUAGUUUUAUAUGGUGCAUUUUGCUAGUGUUUAUUAAUGACUUCAUAUCAUGGAGAGAAAGUCGAGCUAUUCUGACGGAGCAUCGCCUCUCUAGACUUUACUUCAAUACAAAAUUGGGUAUGUAUUCGCCCGUUUGAUUUUACUGAAUUCUGAUCAUUUCUGGGGAAAAAAUUUAAUGAUUUCCUUUCCUGCUUCACUGUUUCGCUAAUAAACUAAUGAUUCAUAAUUCAGAUUUUGACUCUUAGAUUGUGAACAACACGCCAAAAAUCUUAGUGGUAUAUUUAAAAUUCACUAACUAUUAUUUCUAAACAACAAAGUAUUAAGU